ACUCAUCUCAGCUGCCAGACAAUUUCGACCACGGGCACUUCUUCAUCCUCAGCCUCACAUUCUCUAAAAUGUCCAUUUCUCUAAAUUAAAAUAAACCAAAAAGAAAAUACCAACUCCAGUUCUCCACCACCAUUCCCCCUCUUCACUUCUCAGUUUCUGCAAUCUAAUAAAGGAAGGAUCUUUCUGCUUAUUGAGGUUCAAGAAUUGAAAAAAGAUGGCUACUUUAUCAAGAAAUCUCACACUUUUGCCUGACCCCGUGCCUGUCUUUCUUUCUCUUCAAAACCCCUCCAAAAUUCUCAAGCUUUCUCCUUCUAGAAUCCACAGCUUUAAGCCUCGAGGUACUAUCAGAAUUUCAGGAACUAGAAUUAGGGCUGUGAGGAGAGAGGAAAGUACUCUUCUUGAUGAGAGAGAUGCAGAAUUGGAGAUUAGGUUAAAUCGUAGUGUGAAUGGGAAUGGUAGUGGGAGCUCUGCCUAUGGCAAUGGCUCAGCUCGGAGUUAUGCUAAUGGAAGUGCGAGAGUUGAGGAAGAAAAUGAAAAUUUGGUAAAAUAUGUAAAUGGGAAUGUGGCUGCUAAAAGUGGAGUGGAAGUAGUGAAAAUAGAUAAGGUGAUUAGUGGAAAGAAAAAAACUGUUGAAGAGAUAGGGCAAGAGGAUGCUUGGUUCAAGAGAAAAGAACAAGAUCAAGUUGAGGUAUCUGUUGCCCCUGGUGGCCGAUGGAACAGAUUUAAAACUUAUUCGACGAUUCAGAGGACUUUGGAAAUAUGGGGGUUUGUUCUCAGUUUUGUAUUCAAGGCUUGGUUAAGCAAUCAGAAGUUCUCAUACAGAGGAGGAAUGACCGAGGAAAAGAAAUCUCAGAGGCGGAAGGUAUUGGCCAAGUGGUUGAAGGAAAAUAUUUUGAGACUGGGUCCUACUUUCAUCAAAAUUGGUCAGCAGUUCUCUACAAGAGUAGACAUACUUCCUCAAGAAUAUGUUGAUCAAUUGUCAGAGCUCCAGGAUCAAGUUCCUCCUUUUCCAUCAGAAACUGCUGUAGCCAUAGUGGAGGAAGAGCUUGGAUCUCCCGUGGAUGAUAUAUUUGACAGAUUUGACCGAGAGCCAAUUGCUGCCGCAAGUCUUGGUCAGGUUCACCGAGCAAAAUUGAAGGGACAGGAAGUUGUUAUUAAAGUACAGAGACCUGGAUUGAAGGAUCUUUUUGACAUAGACCUUAAGAAUUUGAGGGUGAUAGCUGAAUAUCUCCAGAAAAUAGAUCCAAAAUCAGAUGGUGCUAAAAGGGACUGGGUCGCCAUAUACGAUGAAUGUGCAAGUGUCUUAUACCAGGAGAUUGACUACACUAAAGAAGCUGCUAAUGCAGAGAAGUUUGCAGAUAAUUUUAAAAACAUGGAUUAUGUGAAAGUUCCAUCUAUAUAUUGGGAGUACACAACUCCACAGGUUCUUGUUAUGGAAUAUGUUCCGGGGAUCAAAAUAAACAGGAUAAAAGCUCUUGAUCAGUUGGGUGUUGACCGCAAGAGAUUAGGUCGAUACGCUGUUGAGUCUUACCUGGAGCAGAUAUUAUCUCAUGGCUUCUUCCAUGCGGACCCGCAUCCUGGAAAUAUAGCCGUGGAUGAUGUUAAUGGUGGAAGAUUGAUCUUCUAUGACUUUGGAAUGAUGGGAAGCAUAAGUCCUAACAUCAGAGAGGGCUUGCUAGAAGUGUUUUAUGGAGUUUAUGAGAAAGAUGCCGAUAAGGUUCUUCAAGCAAUGUUUCAAAUGGGUGUUCUGGUACCAACUGGAGAUUUAACGGCUGUUAGACGAACUGCAAAGUUCUUCCUCAACAGCUUCGAGGAGCGCCUUGCAGCACAAAGAAAAGAGAGAGAAACGGCAACGGUGGAACUUGGAUUCAAGAAGCCAUUGACCAAAGAGGAAAAGAUCGAGAAAAAGAAACAACGUCUCGCUGCAAUUGGUGAAGAUUUGUUGGCUAUUGCAGCAGAUCAACCUUUCCGCUUUCCUGCCACUUUUACCUUUGUUGUUAGAUCCUUUUCGGUGUUGGAUGGUAUUGGGAAGGGACUCGAUCCUCGAUUUGACAUCACUGAGAUUGCUAAACCCUAUGCUCUGGAAUUGUUAAAGUUCCGUGAAGCGGGCAUUGAAGUUAUUAUAAAGGACUUCAGGAAAAGAUGGGAUCGACAAGCUCGUGCAUUUUACAAUCUAUUUAGGCAGGCUAAUAGGGUUGAAAAGCUGGCUGAAGUUAUACAACGAUUGGAGCAAGGCGAUUUAAAGCUUCGCGUACGAGCUUUGGAAUCUGAGAGAGCUUUCCAACGCGUUGCAACUGUUCAAGAGACAAUUGGGAAUAUUGUUGCUGCUGGAAGUCUGAUAAACUUGGCUACAAUUUUGUAUGUGAACUCCAUCCAUGUGCCUGCUACGAUUGCAUACGUCCUUUGUGCGUUUUUCGGGUUGAAGGUGUUGAUCGGCAUUGUGAAGGUUAAGAAAUUUGACCAAAGAGAGAGGCUAAUCACUGGUACUACUUAAGUAAAUGGUUGAGCGGAAUUGAGAUGACGGUUUGUAAAGCGAUUCAUUACGUUUCGACUGACAUGAUAAAUCAUAGGUUUGCUGAGACAUGAUUCCAAAAAAAUUACUACCAAAUUUGAGAAUGUAGAAAUGUGGCAAGUUUGGGGUGGGGCGAGGAUUGAUUUUUGUGGCUGUAACAUUCCUUGCUGUAUAUGUAAGAAUGUAUAUGAAAAUUGCACAAAACAUAUUGUUGGGAUGAAUUGCCUUUAAUAUUUCAUACCUUAACUUUUUUCUUCA
Salvia splendens (bonfire salvia) is the source of this 2770-nucleotide messenger RNA. Its product is annotated as protein ACTIVITY OF BC1 COMPLEX KINASE 8, chloroplastic. The transcript has 21 exons. NCBI's taxonomy places the organism in Eukaryota, Viridiplantae, Streptophyta, Magnoliopsida, Lamiales, Lamiaceae. The record is from RefSeq and is a predicted model, not a curated record. Gene Ontology annotation, biological process: regulation of response to reactive oxygen species. Bases 215 to 2494 code for a protein of 759 amino acids.